Molecule: messenger RNA, 767 nt
Organism: Hibiscus syriacus
Lineage: Eukaryota; Viridiplantae; Streptophyta; Magnoliopsida; Malvales; Malvaceae
Product: protein Iojap-related, mitochondrial-like
Exons: 4
Coding region: 90-659 (189 amino acids)
Biological process (GO): negative regulation of translation; negative regulation of ribosome biogenesis
Molecular function (GO): ribosomal large subunit binding
Source: RefSeq, a predicted model, not a curated record
GCGGAAGGGGGAUUUUGUUAGGCGAUGAAAGCAAAUAGCCCGAGGAAGCGGCGAUUGUCAGUUCAAAGAGCUUCAGUAGUUGCGAUCUGAUGUGGGCGACUUUAAGAUCCCGAUAUCUGCAUCUAUCUACAUCAUCGUUACCUUCGACCUCUCUCACAUAUGGAUCGUGGAAGCUAGGGUUUUCUGGAUUAAAUCAGACGUUUUCUUCAACCACCGUGGAAAGAAGCAAUGAGCUGUUGAGCCUGCAAGAGGCGGAGAAGGUUCUAAGCGACGUCAGAGCUGAUGACGUGUCGGUGGUUCCGGUCGGGGACCAAUGCGAUUGGGCCGAUUUCAUGGUGAUUGCCACCGGGAGGUCCCCGUGGCACGUCAAGAACAUCGCCCAAGCCCUAAUUUACAAGGUUAAGCAGAAGCAAAAAGGAGCUAAGAGGAUGGUAUUACCCAGUGUACAAGGGCAAGAGACGGGAAAAUGGAUUGUCAUCGACUCGGGUAGAGUGAUAGUUCAUGCUCUCGACGAGAAGGCAAGAGCUUAUUACAAUUUGGAGAAUAUUUGGACUUCCAAGACAGCCCACACGGAACCAGUCGAGGACUUGACAAAAGCUUUUUUGAAGGUUCGACGUAUUAAUAAUUCCAAAAAGCCAUCCCAAAGAAGUGAUCAAUAGAAGGAGUUACUUUGUUUCAUUUAUCACUUGGAUUUUGCAGGUGUAGUUUGUUAGUACGUAGUGAGGCUCUUCGCUGCUUGUACUGGAAACCAGAAAACUCUAUAUUGA